This is a messenger RNA of Zonotrichia albicollis (white-throated sparrow), 2526 nucleotides long. The record is from RefSeq and is a predicted model, not a curated record. NCBI's taxonomy places the organism in Eukaryota, Metazoa, Chordata, Aves, Passeriformes, Passerellidae.
CAGUCAUCCUUCCACUGCUCUGGAAGAGAACAUAUGAAGUUUUAAAGGGUGGUCUGGUAGCGCUGAGUGCAGAGGCUGUGUGCUUGUGCCUGGGAUGCCUCAGAGCCUGCUCUGAGAGCCAGUGCUACUGCAAGGAGCCUACAACUCAGCAUUUGUCACGUGGAGGGGAAAGGCAGGGAGGGUACGAAACUGCUGCUGGUAAGGAGGACUCCAAGAGUAGGGUGUGAGAGAAGGACUAUGAGAGAGAAACACAAUUCCCCAAGGCCUUUUGAGCCGUCAAUGCUUGGCAGUGCUGCCAUGUCUCUUGUCUUUCAUUUUUCAGGAAACAAUACUGAUAAUGUGACAGCUACUGAGGCACCAGAGGUGCCACCAACAGAACCUUCAGGAAACAGUACUGAUAAUGUGACAGCUACUGAGCCACCAGUGGUGCCACCAACAGAAUCUUCAGCGGAUUUCUGCCGUGGAGAUCCUUGUGGAACAAGUUCAGCUACGUGUGUUUCCUUACAUAGCAAUUACACCUGUGUGUGCCAAUAUGGAUACUACUACAGCAAUAAGGAGUGUUCGAAAGGGGACGUAUACCCAGUCUCCAUUUUAGUGAACACACCUUACAGCAAAAAUCUUGAAAUUGUAAAUUCCACAGAGUAUCAAGAACUGUCCAACAAUGUAUCAGCAUUUUUUAAGGAGGCCUUCAAAGAUCUACCAGGCUAUGUAGAAACUGUCAUCAAGAAAAUUGAACCUCUAAACCAGAGUGAAAGCAGAAAUUCUGGUCCAGGACUGAAUGUAACAGUGGCAAACCUGUUCACAGACAAAUCAGAUCGAAAUGAAACUACAGUUAGCAAUGCAAUAGCAGCUGCAAUCAAUAACCAGUCCUUUGUCACGUCUUCUCAGGAGGCAAAACAUUGUGCCUUUUAUGAAUGUGAUCCUAAAACCACAGAGUGUGAAGAGAAACGGUUUCCAGAAUGCAAAUGCAAAUUUGGUUUAGAAAAGACAAAAUGGAGUGAUUAUUCUUGUCCAGUUUGCAGUGCAAACUGCUCUGCAGCAAUAAACAAGUACUGUGUACAAGAAGAAGAUGGUCCAAUAUGCAAAUGUAUGAUUAACUUCAAAAGCAAGGAUGAAGAAUGUGUGGCUUGUACAGUGGGCUUCUCCGGGGAGGAAUGCACUGACAACAGUGAACUCAUCCUUAUAAUAGUGGGCACAGUGUUUGGAGCCAUUAUCCUGUGUUUAGUGAUAGCAGUCUCUGUUAUUUCAGUCAGAGCAAGGCACAAACAAAGUCCAGAGAAGAGGAGCCUGAUCCAGUCAGGGUAUUCUGACAUGUACACUGAUGACAGACCAAGCAUGUUCCCCAGGGUCCAGACCACCUCUGGCCAUGCAAACCCAGGAUAUCAACCCAACAACCCCUAUGAGAUGCGUUCCAGAAGCAGAGAUCAUUUUCCAGAGAGCGAUUAUGAUGAUAUGUAUGAAAUAUCACGGGAGCCCACAGGCUUUAGGAAACAGGGCAGAUACUGAGUGACCAGAGCAGCAGAAGGAUGGAUGAGCACCACAGCCCUGGAUCAGAGCAAAGAGUUUCACAACCUCUCACCAAUGCAGUGCUUCAGCAGAAGAGACAACAAGGACCUUAACCCCAGAUUCUCUCAAGAUUUUCUAGAGGAAGAUUCCUGCUUGAAAGAGAUCAUGGAUAACUUUGAAAUAAAGGAAUAAUGUUAGGGAGUAGGGAGAAGAAGAGGACUUCUUUUAAAAGAACUAAUGUGCUCCAAUAAACAUUAGACUUCUUCAAUGAGGCCAGUACAUUGGCAAGAGAGUGAGUGCACACAAGAUACCAGAAUUUUAACCCUGCUGGUUUUCAGCUCUUCUGGAAGCUCUUCUGAAAGCUCUUCUGGCCCAGGCAAUAUGUGUGAUGCUGAAGAACAUCAGUUCCCAGACCUUCGGUUGGAUUUGUGCUCACUUAAUUUGAACUACAGUUUGGGCAGAUGAAAACUGUUUUUCAUGAGAAUCUGACCUGUUUCAAUUUACUGUAUUAGAUACAGGGGUUUUUCACUCUCCUCAACCCCUCAAUAUUUCCCAUCUGAAAGCAUUCUGUUCAGAUCUCUGCUGACAUGGGUUGUGUGACACAAUGGCACUUGUCUGACUUUUUCCAUAGCCUUCCUUCCCAAUACAAUGGCAACAUACAAUAUCUCCAAACAAACACUAUUCUUCUUCAUCUUGCAAAACUGCAUUGAUUUUACAUUUUUAGCUCCUGUGGAAAGUGUUAGCAUUUUUCUUUCUUCUCCAGUCUUUAUGUUUGAAUGAUAAUAAGCUUGGUGUUUGGGUUUUUAAAAAAUUUCUUACAUACAGUCAAUAAAUCAGUCUGUAAAAGAAUUCAUAUUUUACUGUGUUUUACUGAGUGUGCAUUAUCUGUUGACUAGCAUUAACAUUAUAUUUAUAUAAAAUACUUCUUUGCACACAUAUGUACAUAUAUUUAUAGAUUACAAUCAUUUAUAUGAUAAUUUAAUUCUGUUGUAUUUUGUGUUUUGGUCUUUAUAUAUGCAG